Molecule: messenger RNA, 699 nt
Organism: Trichoplusia ni (cabbage looper)
Lineage: Eukaryota; Metazoa; Arthropoda; Insecta; Lepidoptera; Noctuidae
Product: bromodomain adjacent to zinc finger domain protein 1A-like
Exons: 2
Coding region: 232-678 (148 amino acids)
Biological process (GO): chromatin remodeling
Source: RefSeq, a predicted model, not a curated record
UUCUGGCGUAAAAAGAAGCGCCUCAGCGCGCCGUUUUUUGGCUUGUCAACCGAAACCACGCAACAUUUUUCGCUCGAAAUAUUUUACAAAACGUAUCAAUUUCCUAAUGUACUAUUCAAUGGAACGUAGAAAUAGAUGCGCCGUACAAAGUUAAGUGAUAUUCAACACAAGUGAUAAGUUAAAACGGACUUAUAAGCGUUUUCCCACCGUAGUGACCCGCGAACUCUCAACAUGCCUCUGUUAAAAAGGAAAGCAUUUGAGAAAUCAAAGGCGUCGGAGUACCUCAGGGAUGAUGAUGAAGUCUUCCACUGCGAGAUCACCGAUGAGAUAUUCAAAGAUUAUGAGGAAUACUGUGAAAGAAUCAUUCUUGUUAACUCCAUGGUGUGGACAUGUGAGAUGACAGGGAAGAAUAAUUUGACAUACUCAGAGGCUUUACAAAGUGAGAAGGCAGCGAGGAGAGCUUUGAAAGACUUUCCAAUGGAGCUCCGUAUACCAAUACUAUUCCUUGCAAUGCAGACUAAGAGGUGUUCCUUUGCUGAGAUGACUGAGGAUGUGUUCAAUUUUGUGAGGGACCGGUACUUUGUUGGGGAGACUGUUGAGGCUUGCCUGGAGGGGGACCAAUGGAGUGAGGCCCACAUACUGUCCGUCACAGCACAGAAACAACACCCAGACAGGUAACUAUCUUUGACAUCAAUAUUA